CUCUAUUCAUCUUUACCGUGAUCACUUUGCGUCGACCUUUCUGAGCUAGCCCUCGAGCGUCAGUCAUGAGGACAGUCUUUCUGUACGGCAUUCUGAUUGUCGCUGGGUUAAGCCUCGAGAACAUUUUUGGAGUGGUAUCUGAUCAAUGCUUGGCAGGAAGACUCGUGGAAUCGUGCACGACUACAGUGCAAUACUUACAAGAAGAAAUGAAGAAAAUGCAACAGUCAUUCAAUGCGAAGAUCGAAGAACUGCUAGAGAAAGGACGUGAGCGUGACCGUCUGCUUGAGGACUUGACAUCAGCUACCAAAAGUGUGAAUGUUACAGUACAGCUACAAGGACAACAUCAGCGGGCAGCAGAGGAAACUUUAUCUUCAUCUAUUAACGAACUGCAAACACAAGUUGUAGAUAUCAAUGAUACAGUUGUCAAAUUGAGUGCACCUACUCCUUCGGGUCACGUCUUUGGAUCACGUACUUCUUUGGGUGAAGCCCUUGGAUCAGGCGACGGUGACGUCACUGAGGAAAACGAUGGAACUGUAACGUUAUGGCAAAAUGACAGAACGUCGGAUGAUGCCCCCAUCUUAAGUGGAGGUAUGGAAUUUAACGGGACAUCAUUCACGGUGCCAGAAAGUGGGACAUACUACAUUUAUGGCUUGCUGAUGAUUCAAAAUGAUGGUGUGAGUGAAUGUGGUUGGGAGCUCUUGAUCAACAAUGUUGGAAACUUGAUGAUAAUUGAUCAAAGUAUCAAUGGAACCAAACAGAGUAUAUUUGGCAGUCAGGUUCGUGAAAUGAAUGAAGGAGACUCGGUGUUGAUGCAAAGCAAAAAUUGCAAAUACAAUUUUGGAGUUGACGCAUCUCACUUUGGCAUCUACCAACUGCAACGUGAAAUUUAGGAAAUGUGUUCAGACGCGGUUGUCUAGUGUAAGGCGUUGACUUUGUGUUUAGUUACAAAAAAUUGUCGUUUAGGAGUCUUGGUGAGGUAUCUAGAGCAAAAACGCGUAGUAAAAUUGGGCUUUUCUGUGGAUCAUUUGGUCAUGUUUAGACGGAUUUGCUAGCUAGAGAUGUGUGACUUUGAAAAGACAAUAAUGCCGCGUCUAUAAAAAUAAUAAAACAUCAAAACUGUCUUAGGGUCCAAGUAUUAUACAGUAAUAGUAUUAUACGGA
This is a messenger RNA of Corticium candelabrum, 1160 nucleotides long. RefSeq lists its product as uncharacterized. The record is from RefSeq and is a predicted model, not a curated record. The transcript has 9 exons. Lineage: Eukaryota; Metazoa; Porifera; Homoscleromorpha; Homosclerophorida; Plakinidae. The coding region runs from base 66 to 890 and encodes 274 amino acids. Gene Ontology annotation, biological process: immune response. Gene Ontology annotation, cellular component: membrane. Gene Ontology annotation, molecular function: tumor necrosis factor receptor binding.